GGCCCUAGAAUAGGUGCUUAAUAACUACUUGUUGAGUUAAAUCGAUUUGGGGAACAUGCAGAGCCUACCCAAUGCAAAUGAAGAAAUUAUAUUCUUGUUCCUGGACAAAUAUGAAAAAUGGCAUAAGAUGGCUCUACUCCCAUGGCUCAGGUACCUCCAGAUCAUCAGUUACUCGAUGUAAACCAGGAGCCAACUGCCCCAGUUCACACAGUGGCAUCAGUAGACAACUGUCCCCUCUUUCUGUCACCGAAGAUUCUUCUGCUCCUAUUCUUGAACUUCAGAGCCGAGGAUCUUCUGGAGUUUGCGGACACAGAGUUGAAAGGCAGAACAGAUCAGGGGAUGAUGGAACACAGACUCAUCCUGAGAACAGCAGCCAAGAAAACAGAAUCAAGGCUCGCUGCCGGUCCUGCACGUCCAUGGUUCUGAAGGCUGUCUGGGGACUCUUGAUCAUCUUGUCAGUGUCAUCGUCUUGGGUUGGAACCACACAGAUUGUAAAAAUUACUUACAAGAACUUCUACUGUCCAUUUUUCAUGACUUGGUUUUCAACAAACUGGAACAUUAUGUUUUUCCCAGUCUAUUAUUCUGGUCAUCUGGCCACUGCUCAAGAAAAGCAAUCUCCAAUGAAAAAAUUCAGGGAAUGCAGUCGGAUUUUUGGAGAAGAUGGUCUGACGUUGAAGCUCUUUCUUAAAAGAACUGCUCCCUUUUCUAUUCUAUGGACUUUGACUAAUUACCUGUAUUUACUGGCUUUAAAGAAGCUGACAGCCACGGAUGUCUCUGCUCUGUUCUGUUGUAACAAAGCUUUUGUCUUCUUGCUGUCGUGGAUCGUGCUGAAAGACAGGUUCAUGGGAGUGAGGAUAGUUGCCGCAAUCAUGGCCAUUACUGGCAUCGUCAUGAUGGCAUACGCAGAUAAUUUCCACACGGAUUCAAUCAUAGGAGUGGCAUUUGCAGUGGGCUCAGCCUCUACAUCAGCAUUAUAUAAGGUUUUGUUUAAGAUGUUUCUUGGAAGUGCCAACUUCGGUGAAGCAGCACAUUUUGUCUCCACGUUGGGUUUCUUCAAUUUGAUCUUCAUCUCUUUCACCCCAGUCAUCCUGUAUUUCACCAAGGUGGAGCACUGGUCCUCAUUUGCGGCUCUGCCGUGGGGCUAUCUCUGUGGGAUGGCCGGGCUGUGGCUGGCCUUCAACAUCCUGGUGAAUGUCGGCGUGGUGCUGACAUACCCAAUCCUAAUCUCCAUCGGGACAGUGCUCAGCGUUCCUGGAAAUGCAGCUGUGGAUCUUCUGAAGCAGGAGGUGAUAUUCAAUGUGGUCCGCCUGGCUGCUACCAUCAUCAUCUGCAUUGGGUUUCUGCUGAUGCUAUUGCCUGAAGAAUGGGAUGAAAUUACCCUGAGAUUCAUCAAUAGCCUAAAGGAAAAAAAGAGUGAGGAGCAUGUGGAGGACAUCACUGAUUCCAGUGUACACCUACGGAGCAGAAGCAGGGCCAAUGGGACCGUGUCCAUACCACUGGCUUAACAAGGGACACAUUUUGAAUGCACGUGUAUGUAUAUUCUGUGAAUAUAAUAAAAUUUUC
This is a messenger RNA of Nyctereutes procyonoides (raccoon dog), 1563 nucleotides long. It is a transcript of the gene SLC35F4, whose product is annotated as solute carrier family 35 member F4. The record is from RefSeq and is a predicted model, not a curated record. The coding region runs from base 72 to 1505 and encodes 477 amino acids. NCBI's taxonomy places the organism in Eukaryota, Metazoa, Chordata, Mammalia, Carnivora, Canidae. Gene Ontology annotation, cellular component: membrane. The transcript is spliced from 8 exons.